This is a messenger RNA of Cyprinodon variegatus (sheepshead minnow), 1479 nucleotides long. RefSeq lists its product as uncharacterized. Lineage: Eukaryota; Metazoa; Chordata; Actinopteri; Cyprinodontiformes; Cyprinodontidae. Bases 58 to 750 code for a protein of 230 amino acids. The record is from RefSeq and is a predicted model, not a curated record. The transcript is spliced from 3 exons.
CACACACACAGAGCCGAGGCCACAUGUUCAGCAGCCGUCCUGCUGCAUCCACCAUAGAUGAACCCAAUGAACUCUGCAGGGAGAGAGCAGGCAGCUAACGGCUGCUGGGAGCAAAGACCAGAAGAGAAGCGGAGCAGAACUCAGAGUCCAUUCAAUGAGAGGAAUCUGAGCAGAAAUCAACUCAAAUCAAGAGAUCUGGAGGGUCCAGCUAAGUGCUUCCAGCAGAGACAGAAGCAGGAGCCUUCCAGCUCAGAGAGGGCAGAUCCGAACUCCCUGCUGCUUCAACAAGCUGUGAUGAUCUGCAGCGCUGCAGAGCCCCAGCAGCAGAGGGCGGGGCUGCAGGAUAUGGAGGACAGCAGAGAUCCAAAGAACUUUGUUUCAAGCCACAGAUGGACAUCAAGCAAUGAGAGGUCAGCGCCGCCGGAGCAGAGCCAGGCGGACUCCUUCCUGACCGCAGCCCGGAUUGCCCGUGAAGGACUCCUGGAGGACGGCUGGAGAACAGGACAAUGUUCAACACAUAAAGCUCCUCAGUCCAACUCACAGCAAAACCACGCAGCGUUUUUAUUUAGGGACAUCAGGGUCAGACGGUACAGCGUCAUCUCCAGGGAGAAGAUGGAGAAUAAAGAGGAGAAACAGAACCCUGAAGGUUCCAAAACGCCAGCAGGUAGACAGAAAGCAGGGUGGUUCAGUGGCUGUAGGCAGCCUGCAAGGUUUAAGGUGGCAGUUUUACCUGUAAUAACCGAGGUUUAAACUCUACAGAUAUGUCAGCUUCCAGAUCCACUACUCAUUUAUUUAAAACAAAUCUAAAAGUAAGAAACCAACAGCAGUUUAGUUUAGUCUGAGAUCAGAUAAAGUCCACCUUUAAAUUGUGGCUUUGUCAGAUUAUAAACUUUGGUAAUGGAACAUAGAGUUUAAGAUUUUAGAACCAAAAUGAGACAAAAGAACUGAGAAUAUAGGAAAGUUUUUAUCCAGUUAUUAAAUACAUUAAUGUCAUUAACAGCCAGAUGUUAGAAGAGGGACAUCUAGUGGCUGAACAUGAAAACAGCCUGACUUUAAAGCUUGUAGGUCAGCUUUCUGUCACCCCUAUCUGUACUGUACUGUGUGCCAUCUGAAUAUUAGAUAAUUGCAUGAGUAAAGAUAUAUUUUCAACACCUGAUAAGUGUUUUGUGUAUUUCUGAACAGAAUUGGGCAAAAUUGUCUUUGAUAAGAUCAGAGGAACUGAUGUAACAUGAAGAUUGAAAUUAAUCAGAAUUUUGCCUCCAUUAACCAAAAAUAAUCAGACUGAACUCUGGCAGCGAAAGAAUAUCGGAUGGUUCAAAUGCUGGAUGUUAAAUAAAUGUACAGAUUUCAUCUUUCUAGUUUCAUUUCAAAGCUCAUUUUAAAUUUCAUUUACUUUAGGUAACUGGUUAGUUUUUUUUACUUUAAGUUGGUGUUAAUAUCCCUUUUGUCCAUGCACCAAAAAAUAAAAAAAUAAAAAUC